UAAUUUCUGUGUUUAUUUACUUUAAACCGUAAAAAUAUAGUUGGAGUUUCAACAAGUGGAAAAAUGUUUGAAAAUCAUCCAAUUACGGAUAACACAAUGUCAAAAGAAGAUUAUUUAUUAUUACGGGCUAAGGAAGCUAUGUCCACUGACAUUUAUGCUGCUAAAUCAUGGCUAAUCACUGCUAAAUCAUUAUUUCCACACAGUGCUAAAGUUCAGUUUGAAGCUUAUCGAAUUGAAAAACUGUCAAAAAAUGUCAAGGAAGCAGCGAAGUGUUUCAGUGAAAUUUUUCAGAAUUUUUCCGAAAGCCGGGAAAUUUGGACAGAAAUCGAAUCAAUAACUGCAUGUUUAAGAUCUGAAAAACCAGAUGCAGAUUGUGAAUUAUUAUGUCAAAUGUUCCAACAUAUCCCUCAGGAAUUACAGCACAGGUUGUUGAUAAUGACAGCUGAUCACAGUGAAGAUACUAUGGAGCAUUGUAAAUUAUUGUUAUUACUAUUAAAAAGAUUUCCGCAAACAAUUCCAACCCACGGACCAAGACUGGUCGAGACAUUACUGACGGCAGAAAAACACAGCCACCCAGGACAAGCAGUGAAUGGAUUUCGACGUCUACUAACUUGCGAUGCAUUGCCACUGUUGGGAGGAGCGCCUGUUGAAUUAAGCCCGCGGUUGAGUUUGCGAUUGCUCUGCAAAGCAAUAGAAUUCUAUCUAGCUUACAUCCAGCAGCCGCUGGACUCGCAGAUCCAACAGCCUUGGGACAGACUGUUCCAGGUGAUGGAAGUGAUGGGCGCAAAACUAGGCUGGGAGUUGGGCAAUCUCUUCGCAACGUCUUGGAACCAAGAAUUGUACUGCGAAAGAAUUCAGCAGUACAUAAAAACACACACUAACGUUUUAAACGACGAACCAACAAUAAAACAAUUGUCGAUAUGUACAGUUGUUGUAUUAAUUAGGAUUUUAAGUGGACAUUAUAGUAAAAUUAAAAAUGACGACGUGCCUUAUUGUCUCAUCGAAGCUUUUGCUGAACCAUUCCCUUCUUCGGAAACAAAGAUGAAAAAACGUAAGAGAGAAGAGGGACCAGGAAUAGUUCUGACUAGCGAUGGAGAGUACGACGGGCAAGGAUUAACCUCAGCAGUAAUGCUGUGGGAUAUUUUACACAGUACUGAGUACAUGCAAAGAGAAAUAACGAAGCUCAGUCAACAAAUGCAUCUUGAAACUUGGAUAAAUCCUUUUCUAACAGACGUUGCUGUGUAUAAGGGCUUGCAUCACGAAUUGCUAGCAAGGUUACCGCAAGAUACCAGUGGAACUCUUGCUGUACAUUUACGCUUAGCCAGCACUUAUUGUUGUAUCAAAGAUUACGGGGCUAUGUUGGACUACAUUGUGAUGAUAGCAAGCUCGUUGCCUCAAAUUCGAGGUAAAGUGUCUAACAAAUUGGCCAUCCCAAGUUUAAGACACUUGCACUAUUUACCGCUAGCAGAAUUACCGAUUCUUCAGUAUUGCUCGAAAUUACUAUUAGCUGGUAUUAAGCAUAAACUGUCAGUAGUAGGAGACACUGGAGACUGGGCGAUAGGAAACGCUUUGGUUCUCAUGCAAGUGGACUGGCCUCAAGAGUCUAAUUUCUUGGGAAUUAUUACCGAUCGAAUACAUGCUAACAAAGCUUUUCAGUAUCCACUCUUCCUGGAUUAUAUUAUAAACAUUGAUAUCCUGGAAGAAUUGACGUAUUUGUGGACAGAACACGGUGGUGGAAUUUCUUUGGACAUUGCGAUUGGGUCAGAAGUACUGCAAAAUAGGAGAAUUACCACUAGAGGUGCUGACAAAGGCGUUCGUGAAGAAAUCAGACAAGCGAUGAGAAGACAAGCGGCUCGAGACUCUGUAGAUUCAAUUAAUGAGUUGGUACAAAGGUUUAUUGUUAAUGAAAAAGUUGCUCUGUUACACAGUUUAAUGAUGAAAUAAUAUCUACAUUAUUUUACGAUCAA
Messenger RNA from Cotesia glomerata, 1967 nucleotides. RefSeq names its product integrator complex subunit 10 (gene IntS10). The coding region runs from base 64 to 1944 and encodes 626 amino acids. Lineage: Eukaryota; Metazoa; Arthropoda; Insecta; Hymenoptera; Braconidae. The transcript has 7 exons. Gene Ontology annotation, biological process: snRNA processing. The record is from RefSeq and is a predicted model, not a curated record. Gene Ontology annotation, cellular component: integrator complex.